AGCAUUUUAGCUUGAAACAUUACAAUUACAAGAUUUCGGAAAAUGUCUCUCCGUUUAGCUCUGAUCUGCCUAGCACUUCUAGUGCUGGUCUACGCACCGUUGCCUACAUCAGCGGCACCUCUAGAGGCUGCUUUAGUAGAAGCUGAUAGCUUGCCCGAAAGUAAGCUUGCAGCAUCCCCAUCCACACCGUCCUCAGACCCGGCAACUCCAAAGCAGCGCACUUUCUUCCUAUUGCUGCCUCUGCUGGAUCCCAACCAGUACUACUUCUAAUCAAUGGACCAAUGAUGUCGUGAUAGAAAUAAAAGAAAUGCUAAAUAAAGUUUAAAUUGUAACUUGAGA
Messenger RNA from Drosophila navojoa, 339 nucleotides. RefSeq lists its product as uncharacterized. Lineage: Eukaryota; Metazoa; Arthropoda; Insecta; Diptera; Drosophilidae. The record is from RefSeq and is a predicted model, not a curated record.